This is a messenger RNA of Limulus polyphemus (Atlantic horseshoe crab), 1307 nucleotides long. Its product is annotated as DNA-3-methyladenine glycosylase-like. Lineage: Eukaryota; Metazoa; Arthropoda; Merostomata; Xiphosura; Limulidae. The record is from RefSeq and is a predicted model, not a curated record. Gene Ontology annotation, molecular function: DNA binding; alkylbase DNA N-glycosylase activity. The transcript has a single exon. Gene Ontology annotation, biological process: base-excision repair. The coding region runs from base 319 to 804 and encodes 161 amino acids.
AUUUUAAAGAAGCCUGAACUUCUGGGAAGUGAGUACUUUCGUUAUGAAUCAUCUACUUGUAAUAAUGUGGUUAAAGCAGAGUCUUUACGUUGUUCAAAUUCUUAUUUUAAGAAUGAAAAAGUUGAGAAAUUAGGAAGUUACUUCUUUAAUUCUUCAUGCAUCGACUUGGCAAAACAGCUCCUUGGCCAAAUUUUGGUACGGUGUUUAUCCAAUGGUGUGAUUUUACGAGGAAGAAUUGUAGAAACAGAAAGUUAUCUUGGAGGAGAUGAUAAAGCUUCUCAUUCUUGUCAAGGAAAACGCACUGUAAGGAAUGCAGCAAUGUUUAUGAAACCUGGAACAGCAUAUGUUUAUUCUAUCUAUGGCAUGUAUUACUGCUUUAACAUUUCCAGUGAUGGUGAUGGAGCAGCCGUUUUAGUAAGAGCACUAGAACCCUUAGAAGGGAUUGAUUUGAUGAGAAAAUUCCGGGGCUUUAAACGACAAGAUAAAGGACAGUUGUUGAAAUUGAAAGAUCUCUGUAAUGGACCAUCCAAAUUGUGUCAGGCAUUUCAAAUUAAUAAAGAUGAACUUAAUACUGAAGACCUAACAAAUAGUAGUGUGCUAUGGUUAGAGAAAGGCACAAGUAUUUCUGAAUCAGACAUUGUUCAGUGCAAACGAAUUGGAAUUGACGGAGCAGGGAAAGAUUGGGCUGAUAAACCCCUGAGGUUUUAUAUAAAGAAUGAAAUUUAUGUGAGUGUAAGAAAUAAAGUGGCAGAAUUGUCAACUGUAAGUAACAAUGUAAUGGUCAAUGGUACUGAGCAUGUAUAAGAGUGUUCUAAACUUUGGAUAUAUUUUUACUAAAUUGAGAAAAAUAAAUAUUUUAAGUUUUAAAUAUGAUGGAUCUUUUACUGCAUAAUUGUUAUUUGUUAAUGCUUUGUGUACUAUCUUAAAAAAUAGAAAAUUUGUGUUAUAUAAUGACUUAAUUCAAUGUAUUACUUUUCAUUCUUGUAAAUGCCAGCAUGAAAAUUAACAUUGUUACAUCUCAGGUAAUGUCUAUUUUCAUUAGUACAAAUAUUAAAAAUGUAGUAAAAAUUUAAUGAAGACUUUGACUUUUGCAGGUUUUCAAAUGUUUCUUGAUAUGUUGAUAUUUUUUCUGAUGCUUGGUAGAGUGCUGAUAUGAUGCUCUUUUUCUUUUUUUUAAAGGCAUUGAAAUUUAAUGUCAGAGUUUUCUUAUAAAAAUGUUGUAGAGUUAUAGAUAAGGAUUCUUUUGUCAUAUCAGUUUGUAGUUUUUUAUUGCUUCUACUUCUUGAAUAAAGAGCAAUUUAAUUGAA